CGUCAAAGUUUUCGAAGAUGGCCGCUCUCUAUUUGUAAUUUGACGUUUUGGUGACAGCUCAACGAAAAAUAUUAUCUGUGCUUUGUUAUUUGCUUAAACUGUUGACUUUUGAUUUAAUCUAAUAAAUAAAAAAGAGGCAAAAUGUCAGCUGGACCAUAUAAUUAUUCUUAUAUUUUCAAAUACAUUAUCAUAGGGGAUAUGGGCGUAGGUAAAUCGUGUCUGUUACAUCAAUUUACCGAAAAAAAGUUUAUGGCGGAUUGUCCCCACACAAUCGGAGUCGAAUUUGGAACUAGGAUAAUCGAAGUGUCUGGACAAAAAAUCAAACUGCAAAUUUGGGACACGGCCGGCCAGGAACGGUUCAGGGCUGUCACCAGAUCAUAUUACAGAGGAGCUGCCGGUGCCUUGAUGGUCUAUGACAUCACCAGAAGAUCCACAUACAAUCAUCUGAGUAGCUGGCUCACCGACACCAGAAACCUGACGAACCCCAGCACUGUUAUAUUCCUCAUUGGAAACAAAUGUGAUUUGGAGGGACAGCGAGAUGUUACAUAUGAGGAGGCGAGCAAAUUCGCCGAAGAGAACGGCCUCAUGUUUGUGGAAGCCAGCGCGAAAACAGGUGAUAACGUUGAAGAAGCAUUCCUCGAAACAGCAAAGAAGAUCUACCAAAGCAUCCAGGAUGGUAGAUUGGACUUGAACGCGGCCGAAUCGGGCGUUCAACACAAACCGUCUCAGCCUGGUCGCAACAAUCUGAGUAAUGAUCAACAGGGCAACAAAGAUAACUGUGCUUGCUAGUUAUUUUGUGUAGUAUUUGUAUAAAAUUGAAAUUGGAAAUCUCCAGUUGCUAUAUUUUAAAAUGAUUGGUGAACCUAUGAGAAAUAAUAAGUAUUAUAGUGAUAUUUUUAAGGUACACAUUUUAGUUAAUGGUUUUUAAUCGAAACACUACUUACUAUGUACUUUUACUUAGAAAUACUAGUACCAUAAGUCUACAUGUUUGCAUAUCUUUAGGGAUAUUUUAUGUAUUGUGUUUAUAACUGAAGAAAAAGUGAUCACUAAUCAUUUUAAUGUGGUAGUGCUCUAUUUACCUUUGACGUUUUAAUAUUCCGGUUGCAGAUCUUUUCAUUAUUAUUAUUAUGAAGUUAAUUGGGGCAUUAUCUUUGAACUAUUCAUAGAGGAUUUUAUGUUCAAGGCAAAAAAGCACUUAUAUAAAUGGAGACUAAAAUAUUUGUUUAUUAUAUACAUAUUAUUUAGAUCAACUGUCCAGGUCUGGCUUUAUUUAUUGGAGUAGAAUACUGGCGAAACUCCCUAGAUUAAUUUUAGUUUUGUUCUUUUUUUGUUACUAUUUAUAUUAUUAGCCUUUUAUUACCUGUUCAAAAGUUACAUUAAAAAUUGGAACUGGUUAAUAUAUGAAUUACUCUUGUAUCAUAACAUGACUUUGUUAAAUUAAAUAUAUCUAGGAGAAUGACAAUAUAAUUACGUAUUGUUUGUCUAUUUAAAAAAUUCUGUCAGGCUGUAAGAUUUUUCAGAUAUUAUUAAGUAAUAAUUUUUAUAUAGGGAUAAAUAAAGAUUUGCUGCAUUUUCUUUUAGUUUACAAUUCAAGCUUGUUUCAAAACAAUUCCAAAAAAAACUAAACAGCAACAUGUUUUAGUGAUGUAUGUUUGUAUGUGAUGUAUUUAUUAUUAAAUCAUAUAUGAAUAAUAUAGGUUAUAAGUUAACGAAUUUUGUAUUAUUUUAAAUGUUAUAUUUAUGAAUACAUAUUCUCUUAUGUU
This is a messenger RNA of Aethina tumida (small hive beetle), 1763 nucleotides long. It is a transcript of the gene Rab14, whose product is annotated as ras-related protein Rab-14. Gene Ontology annotation, biological process: Golgi to endosome transport; phagosome maturation; endocytic recycling. Gene Ontology annotation, cellular component: recycling endosome; Golgi apparatus; trans-Golgi network. The record is from RefSeq and is a predicted model, not a curated record. Lineage: Eukaryota; Metazoa; Arthropoda; Insecta; Coleoptera; Nitidulidae. Gene Ontology annotation, molecular function: GTPase activity; GTP binding. The transcript is spliced from 5 exons. The coding region runs from base 142 to 789 and encodes 215 amino acids.